UUUCCGGUGAUGGAGCACUAGAACCCCACCCCCACCAUAUUUUGCACAGCACGUACCUGAGUAGCUACAGCUCUUAGAGCUAUCUAACGAAACGUUUCCCACUUCGCGCAAGAUCUCCCCAAGCAACCAUGGCAGAAGGUCUUGUCGCAGCUCUUGCAGAGCUCAAUCUCAAAUCGCACGAUGAGGACUGGAUUGACAGCAUUCUCGACGAGCAGCGUCCACCCAAACGCAUCAAGCAAAACCAUGAAGAGCUCAAACGGGAGCUAGAGCAGAAGUAUCUGACGCCAUCAACCACGUUUUCUACAGAAUGGCUCAAUAAGCUUCAACAGUAAGUCUUAUUUCUACUUGAAUAUCUUCAUGGUUAGCGUUCGAACACAUUUGAUUGUUAAAAAAGGUGUGAAGGAGAGGAGCGAAAAGCAGGGACAGCCUCUUCUGCAAUACUAAUACUUAUUUCUAUUUAGGCGAUGGGACUCACCACCAAAUUAUACUGACCUUUUCCAACUCGCCCCAACGCAAACACGUACAAUUACACGGUUCACAAGAGAAGGUUUGGAAGGUAGAGUCACAGGCUACAAGGAAGUUACAGUACCGGCAAACAGUGCAAACGCCAAGAAUUCUACAUCUUUCCUGAGGAAACCGGCAAAUAGGGCAGAUUUUGUAAGAGGUGCAGCAGGCUUCUUUCCGUUCGCACCCGGUGGACUGGAUGCUGUGGAAGCUGCGGCUGCUCUGGAAGAACAAGUUGGAAGAGUUGACAACAUAGUACCACAGAAAAAAAGCUUGGAAAGAAUCAUAAACUUUGGUGGCGAGGAUGGUUUGUUGAGUAUACCACCAGGAUUUACUAGGGGCUUGAAGUUUGAAAAGAAGGAGGAGGUCGACGAGAAAGAGGCAGAAGACGUGAAGAACGUCUUAGAGGAAGAACCGGCGGAGGAAGUGUCCACAAAUGGAGCAGAUGGCGCCAUGAAGGACGAAGCUUCUUCGGAAAGCUCUGAUGAUGAUGAACAAGAUGACAUUGAUUCUAUGUUACCAGUCGAAUUCCCCGCGCUGGAGCCCCAUGGCGCCCUUGCAGCGUCAAGCAAGAAGAGAGGAGGAAGAGAAUGGGCACAUAUGGUUGAUGUCAAGAGAGAUAUUCCAAAUUUUAGAGAAUUGGUACCUGAUAUGGCAAGAGACUGGCCAUUCGAGUUGGACACAUUCCAAAAAGAAGCCGUAUAUCACCUUGAAAGCGGCGAUUCGGUAUUUGUUGCUGCACAUACAUCGGCAGGAAAAACAGUAGUAGCAGAGUAUGCUAUUGCUCUUGCCGCUAAACAUAUGACCAAGGCAAUUUACACUUCUCCAAUCAAGGCAUUAAGUAAUCAAAAGUUCCGAGACUUCCGACAAGUUUUCGAUGAGGUUGGAAUUCUUACUGGGGACGUACAGAUUAACGCCGAGGCUAGCUGUCUUAUCAUGACCACAGAGAUCUUGAGGAGUAUGCUUUACAGGGGAGCUGAUCUAAUUCGAGACGUGGAGUUUGUAAUUUUUGAUGAAGUACAUUACGUGAACGAUUUAGAGAGAGGAGUUGUUUGGGAAGAAGUCAUUAUAAUGUUGCCAGAACAUGUAACAUUAAUUUUGUUGUCCGCAACCGUUCCGAAUACCUACGAAUUUGCGUCUUGGGUGGGAAGAACUAAAAAGAAAGAUAUUUAUGUUAUCUCGACCCCGAAGAGACCAGUGCCAUUAGAACAUUAUCUUUGGGCUGAUAAAGGUGUUCACAAGAUCGUGGAUGCAGACAAAAAAUUCAUCGAAAAGGGCUGGAAAUCCGCAAACGAUGUGCUAUCUGGCAGAGAUAAGGCAAAAGCUCUACCUGCACCAGAGCCCACGAAUGCUCGUGGAGGAGCAAACCAGAGAGGCAGAGGCCAGAAUGGACGUGGUGGGGCACAACGAGGGGGUGGUCCUCAACAACGCGGAGGAGCGCAACAGCGAGGUGGUCGUGGUGGUAGCGGACCUCCUCGUGCUAGCCAUAAUCCAGGACACAUGGGCCGCGGCGGUCGACCUGGAGGUCGAACAACAGCUGCUCAAGAUAAGACAUUGUGGGUACAUCUAGUUCAGUUUCUCAAAAAGGAGACCUUACUCCCAGCCUGUAUUUUCGUCUUUUCCAAGAAGAGAUGCGAGGAGAACGCGGAUGCUCUAAGCAAUCAAGAUUUCUGUACAGCUACUGAAAAGAGUGCCAUACAUAUGACUAUUGAGAAGUCCAUUGCUCGACUUAAGCCAGAGGACCGAUUAUUACCACAAAUCGUUCGAUUACGAGAUUUACUCGGAAGAGGUAUUGCUGUUCACCAUGGUGGCCUCCUGCCUAUAGUGAAGGAAAUCGUUGAAAUGUUAUUCGCACAAACCUUAGUUAAAGUCCUUUUCGCCACGGAAACAUUUGCUAUGGGUUUGAAUCUGCCAACUCGAACAGUUGUCUUUUCCGGUUAUCGUAAGCACGAUGGACAAUCCUUUCGAAACCUUUUACCCGGCGAGUAUACUCAAAUGGCUGGUAGAGCAGGUCGUCGUGGUUUAGAUACCGUUGGUUCUGUCAUAAUCGUGGCUCCAGGUGGUGGUGAAGCUCCACCUGUCACUGAACUUCGUCAAAUGAUACUCGGUGAACCCUCAAAGCUUCGCUCGCAAUUCCGACUGACGUAUAAUAUGAUACUCAAUCUACUGCGAGUUGAGGCUUUGAAGAUUGAAGAAAUGAUUAAAAGAAGUUUCAGUGAACAUGCUACUCAACAACUUCUACCAGAACAUGAAAAAGCCGUUAAGGUGUCCGAGGCAGACCUGGCUAAAAUCCAGAGAGAGCCUUGCGAUAUUUGUGAACAGGAUCUAGAUGCUUGCCAUGAAGCAAUUCAAACCUACAAACAAAUUACUCUCGAUAUCCACAUUGGGUCACUGGCAACUGCUAUUGGUCGCCGGAUGUUCGCUAAAGGUCGUUUGGUGGUUUACAACAAAGAUGGUGUUCGCACACCUGGUAUCCUUCUUCGUGAUGGAGCUAUAGACAUAAAUGGCCUAUCUCUCCAUGUUCUAGAAAUUAGAACAAGACGAGAUCAGUGGGAUACAACUGAUUUGUUACCAUUCGUGCCAAAGUUCAGGGGGAUGUUCACCAAGCUUCCACUUUUUAAGAAACAUAUUACUACCAAGACUUGUUAUAUCUUUGUCAAUGAUCUGGAGUGCGUCACGGACACGAUUGUAAAGGGAGUCGUUCCUGAUAUAUUUCAAAGCGGUGAAGUUUAUGAGAACGCUAAGCAGAAACUUUUUGAUUUGUGUUCAUCUUGGGAGAGUGAUGUAUGGGAUGAAUUAGACUGGUCCAAGAUAAAAGUUCUCCAAUUGAGGGAAAAUCUCGUGAAGCGCGUGCAACAAGCUACCGUUGCACAAAACGCUAGUUGCUUGACUUGUCCUUCAUUCUUGAAACAUGUAAGAGUUCCUCCAAUUGUUUAUCUGCAUCGUUGCGAUAUACAUAUACUAACAGACUUAUCCCAGUUCGCAAUGUGUCACGAUCAAUGGCUAAUUCAAGCUAAUAUCAUUCAACUACGUCAGCUAAUGUCCGACAAUAAUCUUCAACUUUUACCGGACUACGAGCAAAGAAUUCAAGUCCUCAAAGACCUCGACUUCAUUGACGACUCAUCCCGUGUGCAACUUAAAGGGAAAGUCGCUUGCGAGAUACACUCUGCAGACGAAUUAAUACUCACAGAACUCAUUCUUGAUAACGUGCUCUCCGCUCAUACGCCCGAGGAAAUUGUUUCCCUCCUCAGCGCUUUUAUUUUCCAAGAAAAAACGACUGUCGUCCCAACUCUUCCUAGUUCCCUAGAAUUAGGCAAGGUCAAAAUCCUCGAGCUCUCGAAAAAAAUAACAGACAUGCAACUCUUACACCAAGUCAUCCAACCAUCAUCCGAAUCCAAUGAUUUUGAAGCUCAUCCUGAACGUUUUGGCCUUAUGGAAGUUGUGUAUGAAUGGGCACGAGGAAUGAGUUUUAAGAAUAUUACAGAGUUAACAGAUGUACUUGAAGGAACUAUCGUGAGGGUUAUCACGAGAUUAGACGAGACGUGCAGGGAAGUGAGAAAUGCAGCGAGAAUCAUUGGCGAUCCGGAGUUAUUUCAGAAGAUGCAAACAUGCCAGGAAAUUAUCAAAAGAGACGUCACGGCCGUGGCAAGUUUAUACAUGUAAAUGUGUAUGGUUUUAGGGUUAAACGGGGCUCAGCGGUUCGAGAGGGAAAAUACCAAUAAGAAUUCCCUGUACAUUAUUCGUACAUGGAAUUAUGAAGUAAUGAAGAAACGAAUUUUGAUGAAGUGCCUGCCAGCCGCAUGACCUUGAAGUUCAAUUUUAGGACUUGAUGGUAAACAUUCUGGACGAAAUUGGGGCCACCUGAUGUGAAUAUGUGCAUUAGAAAGGUUUGCUGCGGAUCUCACUAUUCAAUGUGCAUGCGGCGAUCGGGCUGGAAUAUAGGUGACUCUUCCUUUCCACUUUCCGGUUGUACUUCUUCAUCACACUUUCUUACAAUACACUUUCUUAUCUAAAGUAAAUCUGUCAUGGAAUGACGAUACUUCAGCUCUGGUAGUACUCGAGUAGGAAUUUUCUACAGAUCACGGUGUAAGAGUACUUUGUGUUCUAGUGGAGAAAAGCUCAAAGCUGGAGUAAAGGCUAUCAUCAAUUAAAUUAAAUAGUUUCU
Sclerotinia trifoliorum is the source of this 4669-nucleotide messenger RNA. The record is from the annotation of a GenBank genome assembly. NCBI's taxonomy places the organism in Eukaryota, Fungi, Ascomycota, Leotiomycetes, Helotiales, Sclerotiniaceae.